AUGAUAGAUCAAUCUUCCUAUAGCGAUAGUAUAGAUGACGGUUAAUAUGAGGCUAAAAUAGGUGAAAAAUUGAAAAACAAUUAAUAUUAAAUUAUUAAAUGGUUAGGAGAUGGAACAUUUUCCAAAGUUUGGUUAGUGAAAGACUUAAUAAAUUUACAUUAUUAUGCUCUCAAAAUUUAAAGUUCAUAAUAUUCAGAUGCAGCCAUAGAAGAAAUAGAUGUUUUAAAGUAUUAUUUAAUUAUAAUAAAGAAUUUUAAUUUAAAAUGAAAAUUCACCUUAAUGGCUUAACAUUUAAUAAAAUAAUAUUGGCAUUAAAUAAGAAACACAUUGUGUAAAAAUGAUUGAUUCAUUUGUUCAUAUUGUUGAUGAUACAUUACAUCAUUGUGUUGUAAUGGAAAUUUUAGGACCUACUUUAUUGGAUUUAAUUAGAUUUUAUGAAAAGAAAGUAUUUAAUAUAAUAAUGAUUAGAAUACUAGUAUAAAUAUUAAAUUAGGAAGAGAAAUAACAAGAUAAAUAUUGAUUGGAUUGAUUUAUGUUCAUGAUGUAUGCUAAAUUAUACACACUGACAUAAAGCCAGAAAAUAUUAUGAUUGAAUUAAAUGAGAUAUAAUUAAAGUAGUUAAUUAAUGAAGAUGAAACUGAUAAUAGGAAAAAAAUGUAAUAAGAGAAAAUAUUUAGAGAGUUAAACGCAAUAGUAUUAAAAAUGGAGAUAUCUUUAUAUGGAAAGAAAAUGUAAUAAUUAAUAUUAAUACUGACCUUAAAUUUAAAUUAGUAGAUUUUGGAAAUGCUUGUCAAACUGAUUAAUAAUUUGAGGAAAUUCAAACUAAAGAAUAUAAAUCUCCUGAAUCAAUUAUAUAAGCAAUAUAUUCAACAAAUACAGAUAUAUGGUCUUUAGCUUGUGUUGUCUUUGAAAUAUUGACAAAUAAUUACUUAUUCAAACCGGAAGGAGAUAGUGAAGAAGAAGAAAUGGAUGAUUUAUUAGCAAUGAUGAUAGAAUUGAUUGGACCACCAACAUAAAGCUUUUUGACUAAAGGUAAAAGAAGUUCUUAAUAUUUUGAAAGUAAUGGACAAUUAAAAAGAAUUUAAGUAUUUUUAUAUUUUAGCUAAAGGAUUUGCAAAAAGUUGUAUUAAGUUCUACUUUAGUUGAAGAUUAUGAAUUUUUAGAAGAUGAAGCAAAAAAAUUAGAAGAAUUUAUUCUCUUUGCAUUAAAGUGGGAUCCUCUUGAAAGGCCUUCUUCUUAAAUCAUGUUUAUGCAUCCUUGGAUUCAAUAAUGA
Paramecium sonneborni is the source of this 1273-nucleotide messenger RNA. The record is from the annotation of a GenBank genome assembly. NCBI's taxonomy places the organism in Eukaryota, Ciliophora, Oligohymenophorea, Peniculida, Parameciidae.